Messenger RNA from Lachancea lanzarotensis, 1020 nucleotides. It is a transcript of the gene SCD6, whose product is annotated as LALA0S01e08504g1_1. Gene Ontology annotation, cellular component: P-body. The coding region runs from base 1 to 1020 and encodes 339 amino acids. The record is from RefSeq and is a predicted model, not a curated record. Gene Ontology annotation, biological process: cytoplasmic stress granule assembly; P-body assembly. Lineage: Eukaryota; Fungi; Ascomycota; Saccharomycetes; Saccharomycetales; Saccharomycetaceae. Gene Ontology annotation, molecular function: mRNA binding. The transcript has a single exon.
AUGGCUCAGUACAUCGGGAAGACGAUCUCUUUGAUCUCGGUGACCGAAAAUCGAUAUGUGGGUCUUUUGGAAGGUAUUGACUCCGAGAAAGGUGUAGUAACACUGAACAAAGUACGCUGUUUUGGCACUGAGGGACGCAAGCAAUGGGGCCCUCAGGAGAUAUAUCCCAAUCCUAACGUUUAUGAGACAGUUGCUUUCAAUGGUAAUGAUGUCAAAGAUUUGAGCAUUCUGGACAUUUCCCUCGACGAAGUGCAGCCGGUCUUACCUCCACCUGAAAUUUUGGCACAGCAGCAGCAACAGCAGCAUCAACAGCAUCAGCAACAAAAGCAGUUACAACAAAAACCACAACAAGAACAGAAAAAACAGCAACAGCAGGGAGCUCCAAGUACGAUACAGAACUCCCAAGCUCCGCAGAAUGCCCAGUAUCAGGCUCCAGCUGUGGAAGUACCUGCAGCAGUGACUGGCUACGGAGUAUAUGCUCCAUCUGCUCCAGCGGUCGAUGUUGAGCGUAAAAUGUCUCAAAAUGACAGUACCGCAAAACAACAAUACCCUAAGAAGUCACAAGAGGCCCGUGUGGCGGGUUCUAAACCUCCCGUGAAACCCAAACAAGGACCCCCACGUAAAGUCGAGAUCCCCAAUGAAGAUUUCGAUUUCCAGUCCAACAAUUCCAAGCUCGAGAACGACCACGAUUCAUCAGUUCCUCAUCAGCAACACUCUAAUGAUACUGCUUCGAACAAUGACGAAGCAUUCUACAAUCGCAAAUCGUCCUUUUUCGACACUAUCUCCACAUCAACAGAGACAAACACGAAUAUGCGCUGGCAAGAAGAACGUGAGCUUAACAUGGAUACAUUUGGACAAGCUAGCGUUGGAAACAGACGUGGUCGUGGAGGAUUCCGUGGAGGAAGAGGAUCUUUUCGUGGUGGACGCGGGGGUCAACGUGGAGGCAAUCGUGGUAAUGCUCGUGGUGGAUUCAAAAGAAAUGACAAUUUCGGCUCUGCCAGCGAAAGAGUGGAAUUCUAA